This is a messenger RNA of Diachasmimorpha longicaudata, 531 nucleotides long. RefSeq names its product mitochondrial ribosomal protein S21 (gene mRpS21). Gene Ontology annotation, cellular component: ribosome. Gene Ontology annotation, biological process: translation. The record is from RefSeq and is a predicted model, not a curated record. Lineage: Eukaryota; Metazoa; Arthropoda; Insecta; Hymenoptera; Braconidae. Gene Ontology annotation, molecular function: structural constituent of ribosome. Bases 158 to 421 code for a protein of 87 amino acids. The transcript is spliced from 2 exons.
UACCCGUACAAUGAUGUACUAACGAUGUACAAUUAUGUACCUGAGGUAGUUUUACCGGUUGGAACCCUCCGAUGGUCAAGUACAUUGGGGUCAUUCAUAACCUCAGAAAAACCAUUUGUUAUUGUUCACAAGGAGAUUUUCGCGGAGUUUGAUAAGGAUGAGACACACGCCAUUUAUCUCACGAACAGUUCUCGUGCGAGACGGAAACGUUGACAGUGCAUUUCGUCUGUUGAAUCGAAUUUUGGGGAGUGAGGGACUUCUUGAACAAUGGCGUAGAUGCAGGUUCUACGAAAAGCCGACUCAAGUGCGAAGAAGAGUUAACUUUGAGAAGUGCAAAGCCCUCUACAACGAAGAUAUGAGCAGGAAGGUUCAGUUUUUACUCAGGAAAAAUCGCGUCGAUGCGUUCCCAGGAUGUCAGUAAUACAAACCUAAAUAAUGGAACAGUCUUCGGUGUUAAAAGUUAUUGACUAAGCUAGGGUGUAAGUCAAUUGGAAAAGAUGCUAGAAAAAUAAAUUCAAUCACUAUUGGUAA